Molecule: messenger RNA, 4923 nt
Organism: Condylostylus longicornis
Lineage: Eukaryota; Metazoa; Arthropoda; Insecta; Diptera; Dolichopodidae
Product: tetratricopeptide repeat protein 21B-like
Exons: 8
Coding region: 739-4725 (1328 amino acids)
Biological process (GO): protein localization to cilium; intraciliary retrograde transport
Cellular component (GO): intraciliary transport particle A
Molecular function (GO): protein binding
Source: RefSeq, a predicted model, not a curated record
AAAUCCCUACGUUUUAUACUUUUUAUAAGUAAAAUACGUUUUUUUCAUAUUUUGGAUGUUUCUCUAAAAAUAAAGUUUUUACUUCUGAGGUUAUAAAUAUUGUACAAAAGUUUUACAAUAGCCAAACAACAACACUUAAUUCUUUUUGUACUGUGAACUUAAGUUGCAAGCUAAUUAGACAGCAAACUUUUGUCUAUAUGAUCGGUAUUCAUCUGACAUUUGGUACAAUUUUCUUCAAAAACAAAUUAGCGUACUUAUGUUAAUUGAUAGCAAAUAUAACAUUCUAAUUUCUAAGAUAUUUCCCAAAUUGUUCUUAAUAUAUGUUAGCUUUUAAGAUUUUUGUGAUGUAUUUAAAAAAUCUGGUUCGUUUUAUUAAAUAUGAUAUCUUCACAAAUUAAUAAUGUCGAAACAAUUGAAUUAAUUGACGAUAUAAAAGAUCAAAUCUUAUAUUUGGAAAUUUCGCCUUACAAAGCAUUUGUACAAUACGAAAGAAAGGACAAUUUUAUUGGAUUAAUUCAUGCUGAAGUUCCAUUAAAAUUGAGAGGCCAAGGAUAUGGCACACUGUUAGCAAAGAAAACUUUUGAAUAUGUCGCUAAAAAUAAUCUGAAGAUGGAAGUACAUUGUGAAUUUUUAAAAAGUUAUUUAGAGAAACAUGGUCAACAUUAUAAAAAAUAUCUAGUUUAAUUGAGAAUUUUAUAAAAAAAAAAUAUUCGUAAUUGUCAAAAUAUAAAUAAAAUAAUGGAUGAAGAAGAUUAUGUGAGUCUUAUUUUAUAUUAUGGACGCAAAAAAUUUUAUCACUCAAUGCAAAAAGCAUCUUUAGAUGGUUUAGCAAAACAUUCGAGGAAUUCUUCUUUUCGCCUUUUUAAUGGCUUUGCCUUAGUACUAGGAAAUCGAGUACAGGAAGGUAUAAGAGAACUUAAUCCCUUAAAGAAUGAUAUAGAUUUUGCAAUGGCAUCAGUUUUGGCGUUAAUUUAUGGACACAAACGUUGUAAUGUCAUUGAUAAAGAAGCUGUUAUUAGCCUCGAUGCAAAGUUGAAAGAAGAACGUAAGAAGUUGACAGAGAAUUCUGCAUAUAAUGCCGCAUUAUUUUUAUUUUUAAGUGGCAAAAUUGAAAAAUCAAGGGAAUACUGUGAAAAAUCAUUACGUCUUAAUGCAGAUUUCUAUCAAUCUUCUAUUUUGAAAGCUUGGUGCGAAUUGUACUUAAACCCUAGAGCAAGUAAAACUAUUUUAGACGUAUUUGAAAAAGCUCUAGAAAAGGGUAAAAAUAUUGAUGCUUCUUUAGGACAAGUUUAUUACUAUCAGAUAUGUGGAGAUUUUGAAAAUGCAAUUGCUGUUUUGAACAAACUUUCGAUAAGAUUUCCAGAGCUUAAUAUUCCGUUGACAGAAAAAAUGGAAACUCAACUAGCUAGUUGGAAUUGGGACCAUAGUUUUGAAACUGCAAAUCGAAUAAUAAAUUUAGAACCUACAAACAUAUCUGCAUUAAGAAUUAAGGCUCUUUUACUAAUAUGCCGUGAAGGAAAUAUUAAAACUGGUUUACAGGUAUUACAACAGCUAUUUUCGGCAAUAGAACGUGUGGAAUUGAAUAACUUAAAACUAAUUUUGAGUGUUUGUCAAUUAUUUUCGCGAGUCAGUGGGAGAAACUCGGAAAUUCUUUCAUUGACCAUAAAAUAUGUCGAUAAAAUUGUCCAGGCAUCUCCGGGAAAUGCGGAAUUUAUAACAGAACAAGGUUAUGAAUAUAUUUUACUUGGGAAUUACAAGGAUGCUGUAAAAUAUUUUCGUUCAGCUACUAAGGUUGAUGAUAGCUCAAUUUAUGCGCUUUGUGGUUUAACAUUGUGCCAAUUCGCAGAAAGCGGUACCACAGAACAAGUUCGACAGCAAAUUGAGUUCUUAACAGAAAUUCAAGGAAUUGAUAAAAUCCCUUUACUUUUAUAUAUGACCGCAAAAAUUGCCGAUAAUGCUGAUAAAUCAAUAAACUAUUUGAUUGAAGCUUGCGAAAUACAUUUUAAAAAUUUGAAAACCAUAUCGUUUGGUCCCGAGUAUCUGCAACGCUUUGACCCUGAUUUUCUUUUAUUGGUAGUGGAUGAAAUGUUGCAACAUUCCCCAGUCCAGCAGCAACUAAAAAUUGGUGUUACUAUUUCCAAAGAAUCUCUACAUAUUUCAUUAAAACAUUGUUUGAAUAUUUUGGAAACUGUUGUUAAAGCUUGCCCCGGUUUAGUAAAAGCAACAUUUCUUCUGGCUAAAGUGCAAUUCUUAUGCGGUGAAAAUUCGUUUGCAUCAAAUACUUUAUCAAAAAUUUUAAAUGAAAUUGAUCCAACCUACGUGAAUGCACAUUUAUUAAUAGCCCAGAUUCAUAUUCAACAAGGACAAUUUAUGAAAGGAUUGCAAAACUUAGAAAUUUGUUUAUCCCACAACUUUAAAGUACGUGAAAACCCUUUUUACCAUUUACUACACGGGAUAGUUGAAAAGUCUCAACUGCAGUACGAAGAUGCACAAAAAAGUUUCUUAACCGCUAUGAACUUGAUCGGAGUUAAAAGUGUCACUACAUCGAACCUCAAAGUAUCAACUCCUGUUAAGGGAACGGGAAAAACCGCGGAAAAACCAACUUUAACUUUGGCUGACAAAGUUACUUUAUUUUUAGAGUUAAUUGAUACGUACGCCCAAUUAGGUCAAAAUUUGGAAAGUGAGAAAUUAAUGCAAUGUGCGUUCGAAGAAUUUUCGAAUACCCCAGAAGAAGGACGAUUAGCAAUAGCAAAUGCAGAUAUUGUUUUACAAAAGGGUAAUGUUAAUAAAGCAAUAGAAUUGUUAAAAUCUAUCCAACCAGGACAAUUAUACUACCUGCAAGCUAAAAACAGUUUGGCUAAUUUAUAUCUUCACCACAAGAAGGACAGAAUUGCAUUCGCCCAAUGUUUUAAAGAACUUGUGGAAUAUUAUCCUGAGCCAGAGAGUUAUUUAAUGCUUGGUGAUGCUUACAUGUCUAUACAAGAGCCGGAAUCUGCUAUUAAUGCUUAUAAACAAGCUAUUAGUAAAAAUCCAAGUGAUUCACUACUGGCUAGUAAAUUAGGAAAAGCAUAUGUCAAAACGCAUCAAUAUGCUAGAGCUAUAAAUUAUUACCGUGAGGCCGUUAUGAAUCCGGAUCAUUCUAUUUUAAAACUAGAUUUAGCUGAACUAUAUUUGAAGUUGAAACAAUUUGCAAAUGCUGAAAAGACUCUAGUAGAAGAUUUGGAUUUGGAAAAAAUAGAUGAAAAUGAUAUAAGCGUUUUGCAAAUGCGUACAAAACAAUUGCUACUGUUAGCUAGAAUUCGCGAAAAGGCAGGAAAUUUAAGUGCGUCGUUGAUGACAUUAAAAGAAGCACGCGAUAAUCAGUACCGAGUGCAAAAGCGGACUAGCAUUGAACAAUCUGGGAAUUUGAAUGAACAACAUGAAAUUUUGUCUAAAAUUUGUGUUUUAAUGGCGGAACAAUCUAUAAGUUUAAGAGAAAAUGAGCAGGCAUGCAAAUAUUAUAUGGAAGCUUUAAAAUAUACUCCUUCUGAUAUUGUGGUACUGGCAUCCCUUGCUCGUCUUUAUAUGCAAAUAAAUCAGCUUGAACAAUGCAAAGAAAUGUGUUCACAUAUUUUACAAAUUGAUGCCAAUAAUGAAGCUGCCUCAGUAAUGAUGGCUGAUUUGUCUUUUAGAAAGAUGGAUUUCGAAAGCGCUGCCUAUCAUUUCUCCCAACUUUUAAUAGCUCAACCAAAUUAUUGGACAGCACUUGCCCGUCUUGUUGAAGUCAUGCGUCGCUCAGGAACUUUGCAUGAAGCAUCUGCAUUUUUAUCCCGGGCAGAACAAUCUUGUCCGAAUCCACUUGAUAACGCUGGAUUAAAUUAUUGUAAAGGUCUUUUUGAAUGGUACAGCUCCAAUCCAAACAGUGCCUUGAAAUUCUUUAAUUAUGCUCGUCGGGAUGAAGAGUGGGGCCAACAAGCAAUAUUCAACAUGAUAGAAAUUUGUUUAAAUCCCGACGGAGAUUUACCAAAUACUAACGAUGAUAUAGAAGAUAUGGAUUUUAAAGACUCGCGUAUAAUGGCCUUACGAACAGCUGAACGUUUGCUUAAAGAGUUAAAACCCCGACCAGGGGGAAUGGAUAACGAAGCUGUUAAUCAUCGUCUUUUGACGAAUUUCCUACUUUUGGCGUCUAAACAAAAAUUUGAAAUUGAGAAGGCGCUUCAAGAUUUAACUGAAAUUGCUUCACAAGAAGAAUACAGAGAAUUAGUUGGUCCUGUUUAUGGUAUAUCUUGCGCAUUUAUAUAUAUGAAACAAACGCAAAGAGCGAAAAAUCAGUUGAAACGAAUUGCUAAAAACACAUGGAAUUUCGAAGAGGCAGAAUAUUUGGAACGAUGUUGGUUAAUAUUAGCCGAUUUGUAUAUACAGGCUAAUAAGUAUGAUAUAGCGCAAGAAUUCUUGCAAAAAGUUCUUAAACAUAACAAAUCAUGUGCGAAAGCUUACGAAUUUCAAGGGUAUAUUGCAGAAAAAGAACAGUCUUACAAAAAUGCUGCAAGUGCCUAUGAUAAUGCCUGGCGUUUUGGUGGUAAAUCAAAACCUCAAAUUGGCUAUAAAUUAGCACAAAACCAUAUGAAAGUAAAAAAAUAUGCAGAUGCUGUCGAUAUUUGCCAACAAGUUUUGAAAAUACAUCCAGAUUAUCAUGCUAUUAGAAAAGACAUAAUGGAUAAAUGUCGAAAUAAUUUAAGAAACUAAAUUAAGCUUAAAACUCACAACAAAAAGAAAAACUGCACAACACACUACUAAACACUCACUUUAAAUUAUGUGUUCGCUACACAUAAUUCAAUUUUUUUUUGUGAUGAAUUCCGUCCAAUUAUAUUUAUGUAUCCUAUACAGCACAAGUUCUAACUUGAAAAAAAAAAAAACAAAAAUAAAACUUAUAUUUUAAAUUUU